UCCGUAGGUGGUAGACGGUCUCUGACUGUCGAACGCGGAGGUACCACCCGGCAGUUCUCGUAGGCGGAGCCAGAAUGUGUGCAUGUUGCAUGCACACGUGUUGCCUCGCCAGAGUCCGUGUGACGUCCCCCCCGUUCCCAUGUAUCCCCCUAUACCCCACGGUACCCAAUGGGUGCUUAGGCCUUAGGCCUUCGUGGUAGUUGGAGUAUAAAAAAAAAUCUCGAACGUCACGGCUUGAUUAGCGACAGGCAG
This is a messenger RNA of Acanthoscelides obtectus, 252 nucleotides long. The record is from the annotation of a GenBank genome assembly. NCBI's taxonomy places the organism in Eukaryota, Metazoa, Arthropoda, Insecta, Coleoptera, Chrysomelidae.